AUGACUGCGAACACUCAGCCUUCCAUUAUUGUCAUUCCUGGGGCUUGGCACCUAGCUUCCUGCCUUGACCCUUUUAUUGGAACCCUACAAGCAACUGGCUUUCCCGCCGAGGGUGUCACACUCCGGAGUGUUGGAGAUGCCGACUCGGGCAUUUCCGACGACGAGGCACUCAUAAGGUCCAGGAUCGAGUCUCGGAUUCAUGCUGGCGAGGAUGUCAUCCUCAUCGCCCACUCAUACGCCGGCUUGCCAAUGUCUGCAGCUAUUGCUGGCUUACAAAAAAGGAGUAGAGCUUCACGCGGUGAAAAGGGCGGUGUUCUUGGAAUUGUGUAUCUCGCUGCUUUUGUCCCGUUGGACGGAGAGAGCGUUGUUGGCCUAUUGGGUGACCUACUCUGGUGGAUGGAAGAGGAUGUGAGUUUCGCCCUUCUCGGUUUUACUCUGUUGCACUUGUGCUCACUUCUCCUGGCCAAGACCGAGGCUCGAGUCAUCAAGGUCAAGGCAAACUCGCCUGCAGAGGUAUUCUUCAAUGAUUGUUCCCCUGAACAAAUCGCUGCAGUGUCGGGUGCCUUGAAGCCACAUUCGAAGAAGAGCUUGGCCACACCCAUUACGACCAUCGGAUGGCGUGAAAGCGCGUACGACGGCUCUCGGGCCUAUAUUCGCUGUUUGCAAGACAAGGCACUCUCGAUUGAGAGACAGGACGCGUUUGUUGAGCGGUCCGGGGUGCAGUGGGUUGUGAAGACGUUGGAUGCGUCCCACAGUCCAUUCAUAUCAAUGCCUCAACAGUUGACAGUGGCCGUGCAAGAGAUAGCAAGGGAGUUCAGAGCAGCCAUUUAA
Molecule: messenger RNA, 831 nt
Organism: Clonostachys rhizophaga
Lineage: Eukaryota; Fungi; Ascomycota; Sordariomycetes; Hypocreales; Bionectriaceae
Source: the annotation of a GenBank genome assembly